GCGAGGAUCCAAUGAGUUAAGGCCAAACGUAGUACUAAACUUUGAGGCCACGAACACAGAACCUUAAAAACACAGGGAUAAAAACCGAUAUGAGACAGCAACAGUUCAAGGAUGUGUCCACAGUUCGAAUCCUGAUGUUGGGCGACAGAGGUGUGGGCAAGACUAGUUUGACCAAUUUGCUGGCCACUAGCGAGAUCACGCCCACUCCAUCCUCGCGAACCGUUGGCGAGAGCUCGUGGCGUGUGCAGGUGCGGAUGCAUGAGUAUCCCAAGCCGGUGAUCUGGCCGCCCACGCCCACCUGGACCACGUCCUCCUCCUCGGAGGGCUCCGAGAACUAUGCGUAUCCACAGAGUGCGCCCAUCACCACUGAUAUCCUGUACUUUGUGGAGUUCUACGACCUGAACAGUGAUUGGCGCUUGCGCCGCGAGCAACGCGAUAGCUUCUAUAAGAAUAUUGACGGCAUUGUCCUCGUGUACAAUCUGCUCGAUCUGAGCUCCCAGGACAGUCUGCACGAUUGGCUGUACGAUCCGUUGCGGCUGAUCUGCAAGCAUCGCCAUCGGCGCUCACGAUCCAUUUUGAAACGCCACCAUGUCCCAAUUCUGGUGGUGGGCACCAAGCUGGAUAAGCUGGUCCGGCGACCAUUGCGUCGAAGCGGCAGAAUUGCCCACCAGCUGGAUGCCGACGAGAUCCUCGUCAACUGCCUGGAUCCCGAUAGCUUCGCGGACAAGGGCCGUAAUCAGGGCAAACUGCGCGGCUUCCUGAACCGCGUCGUCGAGUUCAAGGAGCGAUUUCCACUGUUCAGUUUCCGCCACUUGUGACACUUGUGUGUUUUUUAGUUUCCUAAUAAUACUUUAAUAUUUUUUGAAAAAU
Drosophila erecta is the source of this 870-nucleotide messenger RNA. RefSeq names its product rab-like protein 3. Gene Ontology annotation, biological process: intracellular protein transport. The record is from RefSeq and is a predicted model, not a curated record. The transcript has 2 exons. Gene Ontology annotation, cellular component: endomembrane system. Lineage: Eukaryota; Metazoa; Arthropoda; Insecta; Diptera; Drosophilidae. Bases 90 to 818 code for a protein of 242 amino acids. Gene Ontology annotation, molecular function: GTPase activity.